AUGGCGCCCUCUGCUGUCGAGACCGAGACCGUGACUCUCCCCGUGCACCCUAGCUACAAGGGAUUCACGGCCGGCGCUGCUACCGGGGAUUACAAGGAGAUUGGCACAUCCAAGUACUCGGAAGACGUCGAGAAGAAGGGUAUUGAAGGCCAUGCGCCCGCGUCGUACCCUAACUACCUGCCCACAUGGAGCCGCGAACAAAAGUACUCCACGCUCGAGCCCUUUGAGCACGUGGAACACGGCAAGGAUGCCGACACAUCGUACCCCGAGCUCCUUGGCGAGGGCGUCACCAUUUCCCACCUGACGCCCACCACCGGCUCCGAGAUUCGCGGCGUGCAAAUCUCCACCCUCUCCGCCGCCGGGCGGGACCAGCUCGCCCGCCUCGUAGCGGAGCGCAAGGUCGUUGCCUUCCGCGACCAAGACUUUGCCGAUCUGCCCAUCGACAAGGCCCUCGAGAUUGGCGGCUACUACGGCCGUCAUCACAUCCACCCCACGUCCGGCUCGCCCGAGGGGUUCCCCGAGGUCCACAUUGUGCACCGCCAGGCAGGCGAUAACUCGAUUGACCAGUUCUUCGCCAACCGCACCAGCUCGGUGGCGUGGCACUCGGACGUGUCGUACGAGGCGCAACCUCCCGGCACUACCUUCCUCUACGUGCUGGACCUUCCCAGCACCGGAGGCGACACUCUCUUUGCCAACGCGGUUGAGGCGUACAACCGCUUGAGCCCGCUCUUCCAGGAGCGCCUGCACGGCCUCAAGGCUACGCACUCGGCGAUCGAGCAGGCCAACGGUUCCCACCCCAUUAUUAGGACGCACCCAGCGACUGGCGAGAAGGCGCUUUACGUGAACCCCCAAUUUACUCGUCAAAUUGUCGGUCUCAAGAAAGAGGAGUCGGAUGCGAUCCUCAACUUCCUCUACGAGCACCUUGCGUGGGGUGCCGAUUUCCACGUCCGUGUCAAGUGGGAGAAGGGCACUGUAGUUAUUUGGGAUAACCGUGUCACCCAACACUCUGCGCUCGUGGACUGGAAGAACGGCGAGCGAAGGCAUCUUGCGCGCAUUACUCCCCAGGCUGAAAGGCCGUACGAGACGCCUUUUGAACCUAAGGCGUAA
Parascedosporium putredinis is the source of this 1107-nucleotide messenger RNA. NCBI's taxonomy places the organism in Eukaryota, Fungi, Ascomycota, Sordariomycetes, Microascales, Microascaceae. The record is from the annotation of a GenBank genome assembly.